Molecule: messenger RNA, 1232 nt
Organism: Stegodyphus dumicola
Lineage: Eukaryota; Metazoa; Arthropoda; Arachnida; Araneae; Eresidae
Gene: CIA30
Product: complex I intermediate-associated protein 30
Biological process (GO): mitochondrial electron transport, NADH to ubiquinone; mitochondrial respiratory chain complex I assembly
Cellular component (GO): mitochondrion
Source: RefSeq, a predicted model, not a curated record
CAACAGAAGGGUAGAGUUAUGUUGUCUGCUACAUUUAGGAAUGUAUUUUCAAAUUGCAAUGCGUAAACGGACUUUUACAAUGUAAUUUAUUAAAUGCGGUGUUAAUUUUUUUCAAGUUUUAUAUGUUUUUCUUUCAAUACAAUUUUUAAAACGUACACAUCCAUUAUGAGCAUUUGUAAUAUUAGUCGUUUGAGGAAUAACUUAUGUUUCCCGUUGUAUGCAAUCAUAGCACAUCAUUUUAGAAACCAACACUGUAGAAGAAAUUUAUUACUUCUACAGAAACGAUCUUUUUCUCGUACGCAAGUUCGAAAUUCAUUUUAUGAAAAAGAUAAUAGAGGUGCAGGGUAUGAAGUGUAUCCCGACGCAACUUUGAUGGAGCAUUUCAGAGAUGGCCGGAAGAUAUUCAUUGAAGAAUGCAAAUUAUUUUUGAAAGAAGUUAAAGAAAAAUUUGAACAAGAUCCGAAAUUAUACGAGCAUGGUGAUACAGACGUGUUCUUCAGGUUCGAUUCUGAGGAAUGCUUGAAGAACUGGAGAGUGUCUUCUGAUAAAAGUUUCAACGAAGGGUAUAGUGAAUGUAAUUUAAUAGUAAAUGACAAUCGCAAGGGUGUGUUUUAUGGAACUAUUGAUACAUCACCUCCUAAAGAUGAAAAAAUAGAUACUGGUUAUUGUGCUAUAAAAUCUGUAAGAAAAAGAAGAUCAUUUCUGCGUGAUGAUACUUUUUUCUGGUCAUGCUUUACGCACUUAGAGUUACGAGUAAGAGGAGAUGGUCGGAAUUAUGCUAUUAAUUUAGGUCUAGGAAUGUACUUUGAUGUUACUUGGUUUGAUAUGUUCACAUAUACAUUUCAUACUCAUGGUGGUCCAUAUUGGCAAGUCAUACGGAUACCAUUUUCAAAAUUUUUCUUAACAUCGAAAGGAAGAAUACAAGACAAGCAAAGUCAGAUACCUUUAAAUAAAGUAAACAGUGUGGGGAUUACAGCUGCUGCUGUUCCUGGACCUUUUAGAUUAGAGAUAGAUUACAUUGGUUGUCAUCUUGAUCGUACACACAAGGAAAAAACUGCUUAUGAACUGUACACUACGCCUAAAUACUAUGUUUCCAAUUAAUAAAUUGUUUUAUAUGAAAAAGUGUAAAUUCUUUAGGGUGCACUAUAUGUGCUCAUGUUAUCUCAAAUGUGCAUCUUUAUUAAAUGCUUAUGUUAUUCCAGGAUUAGCAAUAAAUAUGAAAUUUAUUUAAA